Molecule: messenger RNA, 2186 nt
Organism: Galendromus occidentalis (western predatory mite)
Lineage: Eukaryota; Metazoa; Arthropoda; Arachnida; Mesostigmata; Phytoseiidae
Gene: Zasp52
Product: Z band alternatively spliced PDZ-motif protein 52
Exons: 11
Coding region: 1-1740 (579 amino acids)
Biological process (GO): muscle structure development; heart development; actin cytoskeleton organization
Cellular component (GO): stress fiber; adherens junction; Z disc
Molecular function (GO): actin binding; muscle alpha-actinin binding
Source: RefSeq, a predicted model, not a curated record
AUGUCCGAAACGACAAUCAAGCUCAGUAGGGGCGACGGAACUCCGUGGGGAUUCCGGCUCGGAGGUGGGAAGGAUUUUGGAUAUCCCGUCUGUAUUCAGAGGGCCAACCCGGGAAGCUUAGCUGAGCAGGCUGGCAUCCGAACCGGAGAUCAGGUGUCGCGAAUUUCUGGCCGUUCCACCGAACACAUGAGCCACCAGGAUGCUCAGAACGCCAUUCUCAACAGCGGAAACUAUCUCGACCUCACCAUCGUACGCGGCGGAUCUUUGACGUGGGCACCGUCGGUGCAAGCAGUCGGAGACAUCACUCCUGGAUCCCAAGGACCUUUAACCAGGACAUCUUUAGCGGCGAACAAACAAACUCACAAUCCGAUCGGCUCGUCGCAUAAUACUUCGGCUAAGCCUUUCUCGCCGCAAAUCGUAAACAAGCAGUACAACUGUCCUGCGGCCCUCUACUCCAUGGAGAGUCUCCGUGAGGCCCUCGAGAAGCAAAGCGAGGUUCUCACUGGAGGUGCAAUAGGGAUCAACUUCAUGAAGGAGGAUAAACCUUUGAACAAGGAUUCCGCUGUUUACCGUAUGGUCCAGGAAGAGGAUAAAGCACCCAAGACUCCAGGCUCACCGUGUCCAGCGUUGUCUGGGGUAGACAGCUCUCCGCUGGGCUCGGCGGGACUCCGUCACGUCGAAGCGCCGCGGCCGCCGCCCGCCCCGGUCCCGUCCGCUGGCUCCAACGUCACCGCUGGGGGACCGAACGUCUGUACUGAGUGCGGCAAACUCAUCGUGGGGGUCUUCUGCCGUAUCAAGGAUCGAGACAUGCACGCAGAAUGUUUCCGCUGCGCCACUUGUGGGAACUCAUUGAAAAAUCAUGGUUACUAUCUCGUGGGAGGUAAACUGUACUGUGAAGUACAUGCUCGGAACGCAUCUGUUAUGCUGAAAGAACCGGUCUCUCCCGUCGCCGGGAAUUUCUCUCGGAUCCCUGCCAGCUCCUAUCAGUCCGAAGCCGUUCUCGUCAAGUGCUCCGACGAAGCCAACUUCAAUCCCGCGCCGCCAAAGUGGCCUCCUCAGCAAACGUUCCAUCAGAGUACGACAUCAACAACGACCCAAGCGUCAUCCGCGACGAAUUCAUUCAGCUCCGGUCUUGAACCGCUUGGCGGAAGCAAACCGGCCCCUCGUCGUGGCCGUGGAAUGUUAAGUCAGGCCGGGGGACGAAUUCCGGUCUGCGCUACAUGCGGAGCUCCGAUCAGGGGACCUUUCGUUUCGGCUGUAGGGAAGACCUGGUGUCCGUCGCACUUCGUCUGCGCAAAUGGAACGUGUCGCCGUGAUCUGAUCGACUGCGGCUUCGUAGAAGAGAACAAUCAUCUUUAUUGCGAGCGCUGCUUUGAGAACUAUAUGGCUCCCACGUGUUCGAAGUGUCAUCAAAGGAUCAAGGGCGACUGCUUGAACGCAAUCGACCGCCCUUGGCAUCCUCAGUGCUUCACAUGCGCUCACUGCCAUCGUCCGUUCGGAAACAACUCCUUCUAUCUUGAAGACGGACUUCCGUACUGCGAGAGAGACUGGAACGAAUUGUUCACCUCGAAGUGUUUCGGCUGUGGAUUCCCAAUCGAAGCCGGCGAUCGAUGGGUUGAGGCGCUCAGUAACAACUAUCACUCCACCUGCUUCAAGUGCUCUGUAUGCCAUAAGACGCUGGAAGGCCAGAGCUACUUCGGAAAAGCAGGGAAGCCGUACUGCCGUCUGCACAUCAGAUAGAUUACUUCCGGGAUUUAUGCCGCUCGACAUAAGAUUCCGCACGGGAAUCGACGAACGAAGGCGUUCCGACUUGUUAAAUUUUGAAACGGAGAAUAGUCACGGUAUUUACGCCCGCUGGAAUCCAGAACAUCCCCGUCUAAGGGCGCGUUCAUUCUCUAGUGCACUUAUGAGGCGAACGAUGUUCUGUUGUUUUUUCGUUGUUUGGAGUCUCCCUCCUCUUCUUUCCCCUUCUGAUCCCCCGUCGUUCCCUCAUCGGUGUCCGCAUCUGCAUAUGUCCCUCGACUGAACUCUUCCCCCGAUUCUACGCGGAAUGGGCUGUCAAGAUGUUCUCGCACGAGGACAAGAGCUGGACGAAAUCGAGGGAAAAUUUCCUCCUCCAGGUCCCGAUCGUAUGUGUCCGAAUCCCCACAGCACAGAUGAAUAAAUGAUCGAUUGCUUCCGACAAA